This is a messenger RNA of Brachypodium distachyon (stiff brome), 2608 nucleotides long. RefSeq names its product probable inactive receptor kinase At5g67200. Gene Ontology annotation, molecular function: protein kinase activity; ATP binding; protein binding. Bases 146 to 2278 code for a protein of 710 amino acids. The transcript has 2 exons. Gene Ontology annotation, biological process: protein phosphorylation. NCBI's taxonomy places the organism in Eukaryota, Viridiplantae, Streptophyta, Magnoliopsida, Poales, Poaceae. The record is from RefSeq and is a predicted model, not a curated record.
UGUGCCCGCUCCAGCAAACAAACACCCAGCCGACCGCCCCGCACCUCGUCACUCCAGUGCUCCACUCCACCGCACACUCUCCAUGGCUCCAGUACUCCACUGAAAUCCACCACCUUCCCUUCCCAACCCCCCCAAACCCCCAAAAAUGCCGGCGCUCCUCCGCCCCCUCGUCCCCCUCCUCCUCCUGCUGCUCGCCGCCGUUACCACCACUGCAGCACCAGCCACAUCGCAUUCGCAGCCCACGCUACCCAGGCCCGGCGCGGGCGCGUCGCACUCGGAGCCCGCGCCGGCCCAAACCCUGCCUCCGCCCGCCGCCACGCUGGCCUCGACCCCGCCGCCGGCCGCGACCCAGGCAUCCCUCCUCGCCGCCUUCCUCGCCAAGGCCGACCCGUCCUCCCACCUCCGCCCGCCCCUCACCUCAUCCCCUUGCACCCACCCGGGCGUCACCUGCGCCGGCGCCGGCGGGUCCAACCAGAUCACCCACCUCGUGCUCGAGUCCGCCGGCCUCAACGGCACCUUCCCGCCGGGCACGCUCUCGGCGCUCGCCGAGCUCCGCGUGCUCAGCCUCAAGUCCAACGCGCUCCACGGGCCCAUCCCGGACCUCUCCGCGCUCUCCAACCUCAAGGCGCUCUUCCUCGCGGGGAACCGCUUCUCGGGCCCCUUCCCGUCAUCCCUCGCCUCGCUGCGCCGCCUCCGCUCCAUCGACCUCUCCGGGAACCGCCUCUCGGGCGAGCUCCCGCCAGGCAUUGAGGCGGCCUUCCCGCAUCUCACGGCCCUCCGGCUGGAUGCCAACCGCUUCGAUGGCUCCGUCCCGGCCUGGAACCAGUCGUCGCUCAAGCUGCUGAAUGUCUCCUACAACAACUUCUCAGGGCCCGUGCCGGUCACCGCCGCCAUGGCGCUCAUGGGCGCCGCCGCGUUCGCGGGAAACCCGGGCCUCUGCGGCGAGGUCGUCCGCCGCGAGUGCCGUGGCUCCCACCUCCUCUUCUUCCACGGCGGCGGCAACAACGGCUCCGCCGCCGAUCCCCCGGUGCAGAGCUCCGAUGCCACCCCGCAAGGGGAGGGCAUCAGCUUGCCGGACUCGCCCGCUGGGCCUCGCACGCUUAGAGUUAAAAGGAGGACCGCAAUGGCUGUCGCGGUUGGUUUGUCGGCUUUCCUGGCUGUGCUUCUUGUCUGCGCCGUGAUUGCAGCGAGGAGGGGCAAGAAGCGGAGGCGGCCGAGCUCGGCGGCGUACCCGAGCCCCAAGAAGAGCGCUGCCGCGUCGCAGGUGAGCAGGGAGCUGGAUAACGCUGACGUCGGCUAUGUUGAGUGUGUGCCGGAUGAGGAGACUGCAGCGAUGAUGAUGCCGGAGGAGAAGGCACGCCGGCUUGGGAGGAGCGGUUGCCUGACGUUCUGUGCCGGUGAAGCCACCAGCUACACUCUUGAGCAGCUGAUGCGCGCCUCUGCGGAGGUGCUCGGCCGCGGGAGCGUGGGGACGACAUAUAAGGCGGUCCUCGACGGCCGGCUUGUGGUCAUUGUCAAGAGGCUGGAUGCGGCCAAGAUCGGCCCGGCGGCUUCGGAAGCGGAGGCCUUUGAGCAGAACAUGGAUGUGGUUGGGCGACUACGGCAUCCGAACCUCGUGCCGCUACGGGCAUUCUUCCAGGCUAAGGAGGAGCGGCUGCUGGUUUACGACUACCAGCCCAAUGGCAGCCUGCACUCUCUAAUCCACGGUUCAAGGUCAUCGCAGGCAAAACCACUCCACUGGACUUCAUGCCUUAAGAUAGCUGAAGAUGUCGCGCAGGGCCUUGCUUACAUUCAUCAAGCAUCUCGACUCGUUCAUGGGAACAUCAAGUCCUCCAAUGUCCUGCUUGGUUCAGACUUUGAGGCUUGCCUUACCGACAAUUGCUUGUCGUUCCUUUUGGAAUCAUCAGAAAUCAAAGACGAUGCUGCUUACAGAUCACCAGAAAACAUGAACUCCAACAGAAGGCUGACCCCAAAAUCAGACGUCUAUGCUUUCGGCGUCCUUCUCCUCGAGCUCCUAAGUGGGAAGGCACCACUUGAGCACUCAGUCUUGGUGGCAACCAAUCUCCAGACCUAUGCUCUGUCAGCGAGGGAAGAUGAAGGUAUGGACAGCGAGCGCCUCUCGAUGAUUGUUGACAUAGCAUCUGCCUGUGUCCGGUCCUCGCCCGAGAGUCGGCCAACUGCCUGGCAAGUCCUCAAGAUGAUUCAGGAAGUGAAGGAAGCGGAUACAACUGGUGGCAACGAUGACAGUCAUGACAGUGAUCUUACUAGCAACUCCUAGGCAUUCUAUGGAUCAACUCGAUCAUCGUCCACUGGAUGCAUUAUCCCAAGUGACCAGUCGAAGAAGAGUGUUAGCAUAGGAGAAUGGAUGUGGGGUCAUGGUCUCUCUGACUGGUAUCUCUUCGAGCUCCAAAUUCUGCGAUAUAUCUUAGGAUCUCUUCUCCCUAGUGUAUGGAUUUUGUGGCCUGUUGCUAUUGUAUUUUCAGCACCGAUCUGUUAUGUGGAGAUUUAUUUGGAAAAGACCAGAGUGCUGUAGUGCGGUAAGUAUUAGUAGUACUGAUCUAAAUUAUUGCUACUGAAUACUGGUGAUACCAUUUCAGUUUUCUGGACA